UCCCUUUUCCCGGCGUUUCCCCCGUUUUCCCCCCGGGAUGCUGCGCUGGCUGCGGCGGCGGCGCCGGAGCCGCUCGGGGCCCGGGGUGGCCCCGGUGACGGAGAAGCUGAAGGAGCUCUACAGGGAGAAGCUGCUGCCGGUGGAGAAGUUCUACCGGUUCCAGGAGUUCCAGUCGGCGCCGCUGGAGGAGGCGGAUUUCGACGGGAAGCCGAUGGUGCUGGUCAUGGGCCAGUAUUCCAGCGGGAAAACCACCUUCAUCCAGUACCUGCUGGAGCAGGAGAUCCCCGGCGCCCGCGUGGGCCCCGAGCCCACCACCGACUCCUUCGUGGCCGUCAUGCACGGGGACACCCCCGAGCUCAUCCCCGGCAACGCCCUCGUCGUCGACCCCAAAAAACCCUUCCGCAAGCUCAGCCCCUUCGGCAACGGGUUCCUCAACAGGUUCGUGUGCGCCCAAAUUCCCAACCAGGUCCUGGAGAGCAUCACCCUGAUCGACACCCCCGGGAUCAUGGCCGGGGCCCAGCACCGCGUCUGCAGGGGUAAGGGGGGGCCCCAAAAACAGGGGGGGGGCCCCAAAAAACGGGGGGGAGCCGGGGGGGCCCCCAAAAAACGGGGCGUGCCCCAAAACCCCCCCCCGGAGAGGAGGGAGCCCAAAAUCGGGAACGUCGUCCCUAAAGGAAAAGGGGGGGGGAGGAGCAGAAUUUGGGGUAAAGGGGGGUCCCAAAAAUCCGGGGGGGGUCCCCAAAAAUCGAUUUGA
Molecule: messenger RNA, 754 nt
Organism: Pipra filicauda (Wire-tailed manakin)
Lineage: Eukaryota; Metazoa; Chordata; Aves; Passeriformes; Pipridae
Product: EH domain-containing protein 2-like
Exons: 2
Coding region: 38-754 (238 amino acids)
Biological process (GO): endocytosis; endocytic recycling; cilium assembly
Cellular component (GO): cytoplasm; endocytic vesicle; plasma membrane
Molecular function (GO): cadherin binding; GTP binding
Source: RefSeq, a predicted model, not a curated record